AUGGGUAGGCUCGGAGCGAGGAUUCAGGCUUUCCUGAACAACAGAUGGCUGGUUUUCGUGGCGGCAAUGUGGAUUCAGUCCUGUGCGGGCCUCGGCUACCUCUUUGGGAGCCUUUCGCCGACCAUUAAGAGCGCACUGAGCUACAACCAGCGGCAGAUCGCCAGCCUCGGAGUGGCCAAGGACCUCGGCGACAGCGUCGGCUUCCUGGCGGGGAGCCUCUGCGAGGUCCUGCCGAUCUGGGGAGCUCUGCUACUCGGGGCCUUGCAGAACUUCGUCGGCUAUGGCUGGGUCUGGCUCAUUGUGACGGGGAGGGCUCCCCAGUUACCCCUUUGGGCUGUAAGUGCCGCUGCAUCUUGCUUCAUUUUCGCGUUUGAAUCUUCUUUGUUCAUCUGUUCUUCCGCAAGAAUCUUGAUUAGGAUCUUUUGGGUAAUUUGUUUUCUCCGAAUUUUAGGGACAUUAAUCCUUGUAAUUCUGUGCUUCCGAUUGGAAUGAACUCAUUCAUUUCCAGGCUAUCUUUCUUCCGUGUGGAGCAUUCAAUAUUAUCCAUAGCUUAUGAUGUUUUAAUGGUCACUUCUCUGCGAUAACUGAUCACAUAGAGUUAGAUGUUCUGCGAGAUCACUCUAUUUUGGCAUCUUCUUUGUUUCGUAAUGGGCUUUAUUUUCUCUGGUUUGUCCUUCGUUUUUUAAACUAAAUCCGAGAGCUUCUAAUUCAGAAAUCCAAUUUAUCUUCUCACUUUGUUUCGAAGGCUUUGCAUGCCUCACAAAUUCAUAAUAUUUCACUGUUCGCUAUUACAUUCAGCAUUAGAUGCCAUGAAACUUAUAAGAUGUCAAUAAUGAUAAUGAUAACAACAAUCAUCAUCAUCAUCAUCAUCAUCGGACCUCUUAUUUUCACUUUCAACUCAUCAUCUCUCCCAUGUUGGGAAAGAUCUUGUGCACUGAGUCAUUUGGUCUCCUGAGGAGAAUCGGAAUAUCCUGUAGCAUCUCAGUUCUCAAUGCGAAUCAACGUGAGCUGACCUCAGCUGCUUGUUAAUUUAGCUUUGAAGACUCAACACUUAUCUUAUUUAUUUUGUAUUUCAUCCUUUGGUUCACUACGUGUAUAAAGCUAACGCUUGGGGAUUAGUUGAACGUGUGAAUUCUUACUGGUUUUUAGUGGAUUUGAUCAAAUUUCCUGUAUAUUUGUGACAGUUGCAGAGUUCUGUGCGCACAUAAGAAGUCCUUCAAAAGGAGACUGAGCCAUUUAACCUGGGCCAGGAUGUGGAUGCUUUGAGAAACUGAACCAAGAUGCGAUCCAAGUCGUUCAGAAUUAUGCUCAGAACAUAUGACCAUUUAGUUGAACAUUCUGCGUGGAGAGAGGAAAUCGUAGCUUUGUUAUUGAUCAUCAUCACAGUAGCGCAUGCCGACAAAUUUAAUAUCCUUUCCAAGAUACAGCAUGGGAGGUUGGCGUUGAGGCUUUGGUUAUCGUAUGAUUUCUCAUAUGAAAUCAGCCUGCAGAUGCAUACAGAGAUCUCUACUAGCUAAGAAUGUUGGCCUUUGGACGUAGAAUGAGCUCAUUAGAAUUAUGCUGGGAAGGGGCAUGACUUUGGACGGGAGUUGGGCUCGCAGAUAACAUGCUAGCUGCAAUGGAAUCUGGUGCAACAGAAGGACAAGGAAUCGGCUAUCCAUUCGAAUUCUAAUUUUAGCAAGUCUUCAUCAGAUGCUGAUGAUUGGUCUACUAGGGAACACGCAUAAGGUGGUGUUUGCGUCUUCAUUUAAUGUUCCAGUGGCAGGGUAGAUAUCAUUGUGGAUGAACCAACCAUAUUCCAGCAACUAGUGAGUCAUAUUCCAUUAUAGCACAUUAGCUGGGUUGACCAUGCAGAUGCAUGAGCUGUCAUGAUUCCGAUAUGGUCAUCGUCUUUUGCACUCUUCUGGUGACUUAGUCCUACUAAGGAUGAACACUCCGAAGGCAGAUUUCUGGGGUGCAGAAAUCCCCUGUUUGGCUUUCUGGGCCACAAAAAUUUAGCUUUGUCUUGUAUUAUACCAACUACCUUCCAACGAUGCAUUAUAAUUGUCCUCGAUCUUAGUCAUUCUCACAUUCAAGUAGGUUUUGUUUGUGGUUCUAUAAUUUUUCAUGAAGAAAUAACACCCACCCAGUUGGCAUUCUACUCUGCUCAUUUGUGUGCUUUUACGAGUGAGACAAGGUUCAGUUUUCUUAUCAGUCCCUCCUAUAGAGCGAUAUAUAUAUAUAUAUAUAUAUAUAUAUAUAUAUAUAUUCUUGGUGCCUAAGAUUCCCUUGUCUUCGUAGUAUUAACAGCAGAUGCUCCAUUGUUGUCCAACUGCAUUAUUUUCUGUUAUUAGAUCAAGAUUUAACACUUGGGCUCUACUCGUACAGAUGUGGAUUCUUAUAUUCGUUGGGACAAACGGGGAGACCUACUUCAACACCGCCGCAUUGGUUUCAUGCGUCCAGAACUUCCCCAAGAGCAGGGGCCCCAUUGUGGGAAUAUUGAAGGGCUUUGCUGGUCUAAGUGGUGCGAUAUUAACUCAGGUAUAUGCAGUGAUCCACGCCCCUGAUCAUGCGGGUAUGAUCUUUAUGGUGGCCGUCGGGCCGGCAAUGGUGGUCAUUGCUCUGAUGUUCAUUGUCAGACCUGUUGGGGGCCACAGACAAGUGAGGCCCUCCGAUCCUUCUAGUUUUACCUUCAUUUACAGUGUAUGUGUGCUUCUGGCGGCUUACUUAUUGGGCGUGAUGCUCCUGGAGGAUCUGGUUGAUCUGGAUUACGCUGUGAUCACCUUGUUCACAGUCAUACUCUUUGUCAUCCUGAUCCUCCCCAUUUUGGUUCCAUUGCUGCUGACCUUCUACUCCGACUCGAGCUCUCCUGGUGAAGAACCCCUGCUACCCGAGGCCCAGAAGGAAGAUCCAGGCAGGUCAGGUCAGACCUCCGGGGCCAAUGAAGUGAUUCUAAGUGAGGUUGAGGAUGAGAAACCAAAGGAAGUUGAUCUGCUUCCCGCGUCAGAGAGGCAGAAGCGAAUUGCCCAACUGCAGGUGAAGCUGUUUCAUGCUGCAGCUGAGGGGGCCGUCAGGGUCAAGAGAAGGAGAGGCCCACGCAGGGGCGAGGACUUCACCUUGAUGCAGGCACUGAUUAAGGCGGAUUUCUGGCUCAUCUUUGUCUCUCUCUUGCUGGGUUCAGGAUCUGGCCUGACAGUCAUUGACAAUCUGGGUCAGAUGAGCGAGUCUCUGGGCUACGAUGAGGCUCACAUUUUUGUCUCUAUGAUCAGCAUCUGGAAUUUCCUUGGUCGUGUUGGUGGAGGCUACUUCUCUGAGAUUGUUGUGAGGUAUGGCAUCACUCUCUUCCUCGGUUCCUAAUCAUUCCUUACGUUCAGAAUCUUCUGUCUCAUAUCUAUUUAUUUUUUUACAUAAAAAUAUAAAAAAUAAAGUCCACCCUGGGCUUACUAUAUCUUCCUCUCGAGUCCAUUUCUGGGUCAAUGUUUUCAUCAGUUGGGCAGUGAUGAUGCUACACUUAAUUUCAUUCAAGUCAUGUCGGUGGAAUUUAUGAACUGUGGGCACGCCCUCCUAAAUAAUCAAAGGAUAUUUCAAAUGCAGGCGCCUCUGUUUUGGAGAGCCCAAUCAAUUUUAAUAGCUACUGCAUAUUUAAUUGCCUUGAUAUCUUCAUUUUUCAUAGCCCGACGGAAAUAACCUAAACGUUUCAGUCGAGCUAGGAUCCUCCCAUCUUGUUUCAUAACGCGGAUUUCCUCUCAAUCUGGAUUUUUUUUUGACUGUGAACAGGGAUUACGCCUACCCAAGGCCAGUGGCCAUGGCGAUAGCUCAGGCUGCCAUGGCGGUCGGGCACUUCUUCCUCGCCAUGGCGUGGCCGGGGGCAAUGUACGUCGGCACUCUUCUGAUUGGGCUCGGCUAUGGAGCUCACUGGGCGAUCGUGCCGGCUGCGGCCUCUGAACUAUUCGGGUUGAAGAACUUCGGAGCACUGUACAACUUCCUGACGGUGGCCAAUCCAGCCGGCUCGCUGGUGUUCUCUGGUCUCAUAGCGAGCUCCAUAUACGAUUUCGAGGCCGAGAAGCAAGCCCACGAGCACCUCAACCCAGUGUCUUUCCUCAAAUGGUUAUUUAUCGGAAAUCGGCAGGUGGAGCAGGCGUUGAAAUGCGAAGGGGCCGUGUGUUUCUUCGUCACCUACUUGAUAAUGUCUGGAUUCUGCAUCAUCGCCAUGAUCUUGAGCAUGAUUCUCGUGUACAGAACCAAGGUGGUCUACGCCAAUCUCUAUGGGAAGCCUCUGAGAUGA
Molecule: messenger RNA, 4264 nt
Organism: Spirodela intermedia
Lineage: Eukaryota; Viridiplantae; Streptophyta; Magnoliopsida; Alismatales; Araceae
Source: the annotation of a GenBank genome assembly